Messenger RNA from Lodderomyces jiufengensis, 1827 nucleotides. Its product is annotated as GPI-anchor transamidase subunit. NCBI's taxonomy places the organism in Eukaryota, Fungi, Ascomycota, Pichiomycetes, Serinales, Debaryomycetaceae. The record is from RefSeq and is a predicted model, not a curated record. Gene Ontology annotation, cellular component: GPI-anchor transamidase complex. Gene Ontology annotation, biological process: attachment of GPI anchor to protein. The transcript has a single exon. The coding region runs from base 1 to 1827 and encodes 608 amino acids.
AUGAAUUACUUGAUACGAGCGAUACUAAUACUGAUAUUGAUAUGGACCAAGAAUGUUAUAGCGGAUGAAUCAUAUUCAGAAAGUCUAGACUUAAAACCAUUACCAAGAAAUAAAUUAUUGACAGGUUUUAAUUUUCAAAUUGAAUCAUCACCAUUUAAAAUUAUAGAUAUCGAUAAUAACAAUGAUUUUAGUCCCAAAAUUAGUCAUUAUUCAUUAUUUCCAAAUACCUUGGGUCCAAUAUUGGAAUCUACAAAUACUCGUGAAUUAUCUUUAAGAUUUACUCAAGGUUGGUGGGAUGCUCAAUCAUGGGGUAAAUUACCACAUAAUGGUUUAUUUAGUGGUGGAACUGGAGUUGAAGUAGUUGCUGUUAUUGAAGCGUCAAAUUCUACAGAAGCUAAACGCAAUUGGUCCAAAUUAACAAAAAUUUUAUCCGGAUUUUUUUGUGCAUCAUUAAACUCAAUAAAUGAUGAAAUUACAACUUUUCCAAAGCAUGCAAUUGAAAAUAUACAAAUAAAAAAUUAUCAACCAGAAUUGGGGAAUAAAUUGUAUCUAUUAAGAGCUGCAUUACCAAGUGAACCAGUUUGUACUGAAAAUUUAACACCUUUUGUCAAAUUAUUACCAACAAGAGGAAAAGCUGGUAUUUCUUCUCUUUUAGAUGGUCAUAAAAUUUUUGAUUCAUUAUGGCAUGGAAUGUCAAUAGAUGUAACAACUGAAUGUGAUGAUGAUAACAAUUGUAAAUUGAAAUUAUAUCAAACUGUCAAUCAAGUUAUAGAUAUUAUAAGAUCAAUACGUAAACAAAAAGAAGGUAUUAUUCCAAAGCCCACCCCCGGUGAUCAAUUAAGAUGUAAUCCGAACAAGACUCACAACAUAUGGCAAUGUUUUCCUUUAAAUGAUCCAACUGAGUUGGAGUGGAAUCUAGAAACGUUGUAUGGAAGAAAUAUUAAGGGACCAGCUUUUGAAGAUGAUCCAGAUGUUACCAAAAUAAAUGUUGAAUUUGAUCCUUCAGCCUGGAAUAUUCAAAUGCAAAAAGACAACCCCACAACAAUCAUCACAAAUUCAUUAAACACUCAUGGAACUUAUCAAGCUACAGAAGCAAUAUCAGAACGAUAUCGUUACGAUCUCAAAUUCUCAUCUACAAAUACUAGUCAAGUGGUACCAAUUGACAAUCCUCCACUACAUGUAUCACGUUCUUUAAUGGGAUAUUCAUUAGACAAUGGUGGUUUACGUUCAGCAUUUACAAAUCCUAGUGACAAAGAAGUGAACUUUAUUUAUUUUGAGUCCUUACCUUGGUUUAUGAGAUUAUAUUUAAGUAGUAUGGAGCUAAGUUUAAAGAAUUCAACUGGUACUUACAAAAUUGAAGAUCAAACAAAAUUUAUUAUAGAUAGAUACUAUAGACCAUCAUUGGAUAGAGCAAGACCAUCACAUAUGGAAUUAGUAAUGACAGUACCACCAAAACUGACAUUAGCUAUGACUUAUGAGUUUGACAAAUCAUUAUUGCUUUAUCGUGAAUAUCCACCUGAUGCAAAUCAUGGAUUUGAUGUUGAACCAGCAGUCAUUAUUGUUAAAGAUGAUAAGGAUAAUAAAUUUUACGAAUUUAGAACUACAAGUUUAUUAUUAACACUCCCAACACCGGAUUUUUCCAUGCCUUAUAAUGUUAUUAUUUUGACAUGUACAGUUUUAUCAUUAGCUUUUGGUAUUGUAUUUAAUUUGUUAACUAAAAAAACCGUAACUGAGGAAGAAUUUGAGUUAGUCGCUCAAAAUAGUAAUUUUGCUAAAUUGAAAGCAGCUAUACAAUCAAAAGUUUUCAGAAAGACUAAAAUAGAUUAA